This is a messenger RNA of Aspergillus terreus NIH2624, 2601 nucleotides long. RefSeq lists its product as uncharacterized. The coding region runs from base 1 to 2601 and encodes 866 amino acids. NCBI's taxonomy places the organism in Eukaryota, Fungi, Ascomycota, Eurotiomycetes, Eurotiales, Aspergillaceae. The record is from RefSeq and is a predicted model, not a curated record. The transcript is spliced from 6 exons.
AUGUCCCAACUGUCCAUAGUUGGUCUGGGAGGGGCCGGCCUCCCACAGAGACUAGACAGGACUCAUAGUGACAAUCUCUGGAAAGCGGCUCUCAACUCUCUAUCAGAAGACGAUCGGUCGAGGAUCAAUUUCCAUUCCCCAAACCUGCAGGUGCUCUCCGAGCUCCACGAGCUGACCACGAAAGAGAUCCAACGCGCAGAACAAGGACGGCACAGUUUCAAACGGAGGAACGGACAGAGGGUCAUUGUAAAGGACUUGUUUGCGAAAGUCGCAAAGUGGAUCGACCAUUUCAAGCAGGUCGUGGAUGUUGCAGUCCAAUACGACCCAGGCCAUGCAGCCCUACCAUGGGCGGGUGUGAGAUUCCUUUUGGAGAUAGCAAUCAGCGACUCCAAGUCAAGAGAACUUAUCCUGGAACAUGCGACGUCGCUGGCAGAGAUUAUCUGCCGUUAUGCUGUCUUCGAAGAUCUGCUCCUGAGAUCACCUUCUGCGGCAGUUUCAGAGAUGAAGAGAGCACUGCUUACGCUAUACACAAGAAUCCUGAUUUACCUUGCAAAGGCAAAGGCGUACUUCCACGACAAUAGUCUUCGCCAGAUUGAAAGACACGCAGACCUGCAGAAAAUGUUUGCCGAUAUCGAACGUCCACUUGCCAGGUCGGCAAAUAUACUAGGGGACAUCAAGGAUGAGCUUGAUGGUAUACACCGGUACCUCUGUUCUGAAUCCUUGCGUCCGCUAAUGUGCUUGACGUUAGCUUCGAACCGUACCAAAAUCUUGCAGUGGAUCUCGACCGAGCCUUAUGAGAAGCACCAUAAACAGGCAUACGCGGAUGUACUCCAAGGUACUGGUCAGUGGCUUUUGACCAAUCCAGUCUAUCUGAAAUGGAAGAAGGAAAGUGCGUCUUCUAUUCUAUGGCUUCAUGGAAUUCCGGGAUCGGGAAAGACGAAACUGGUAUCCACUGUCAUUGAGGAUGCAGUCGCAGGUCACCAACAAGGACUCUGUCCAGAACCAGUGUACUUCUACUGUUCCCGAAAUCCGGCAGAGCCAGGACGCUCCAGGCCCCGUGACAUCGUUGCAAGCCUUCUUCGACAACUUGCCCGUAUAAACUGCAAAGGUCCGCUCCUAGACCCAGUGACAAGAGCAUACCGGGACGAAGAGGAACAAGGAUUUUCACAAGGCUUGUGGGAACUCGACAUGUGUUGUGAUCUGAUUAUGGACCUUCUUCCUUGCCAUCAGAUGGUAACGAUCGUCAUCGAUGCGGUGGACGAAUGUGAUCCCUUACUGCGCGAUGACCUUCUGGCAACCCUGGAGGAUAUUCUCCAGAGUUCGCCUACCCUCGUCAAGAUUUUCGUAUCUAGCCGAGAUGACCAAGGUAUUGUCUGUCAUCUUGAAGGGUAUCCGAACCUUGAGCUGUCUUCUGAGAGGAACUCAGACGACAUCAACAACUUUCUCAUAUUCGAGACCGACAGAUUGAUACAGAGACGCAAGUUGUUGAGACAUACAUCAGAUCGAGAUGGGCUUCGAUCCCUCAUUAUUGAGAGGCUCAGGGAGGGAGCACAGGGAAUGUUUCGCUGGGUUGCUCUACAGUUGCAAGCAUUGUGUGAUUUGAAAACAGACCAAGCAAUACGCGAACGGAUAGGCAAGCUCCCACCAAGGCUCGAGGAUCUCUAUCAAGAAUUGUUGUUCAAGAUUGAAAAUUCUCCUGCUCAGGCUGACCGACAAUAUGCCCGCAACACAUUCAGCUGGCUUCUCUCAGCCCGAAUGCCUCUGAAAACCGAUGAAUUUCUCGUUGCUAUUUCAAAAAGCAUAGGGCUAGGACCAGGUACAUUGACCAAGAAGCACGUGCUGGAUCUGUGCUGCAAUCUGGUCAUUUUCGACCCAACGCUUGAGACGUUCAGAUUUGCACAUCUCUCAGUCCGAGAAUACCUGGAAAUGAGGACAGAAUAUACCACAGAAAAAACGAACGCCCUGAUCGCGGAAACGUGCCUGCUGUGCUUGAUUGGUAGCACCGAUACACAGGACACAUGGGCGUUCUUAAGGCCGUGGAACUUCACCACGUCAGACCUUGAGGCAUUCAAGCAACUCUACACCUAUGCGGCUUUGUUUUGGACUUUCCACCGCCCGAAAGAAGGAGAAACCAGACCAAACGAAAACCUUGAGAAGCUGUUGUCCUACUUUCAGUCGGAUGAACCCAAAGAUAAGUCUCCAUUAUCGCGCUACAUGUGCGAGUUACCAGAGUCACUGUCCGUUACGAACUGGACGAUGGAGGCUGUUUCUAUUGUUUCUCUCACGGACGCGACGACGAAAUCCCUCUGUGUUACGAACUGGAUGAUGGAAGCUGUUUCUAUUGUUUCUCUCACGGACGCGACGACGAAAUCCCUCUGUGUUACGAACUGGAUGAUGGAAGCUGUUUCUAUUGUUUCUCUCACGGACGCGACGACGAAAUCCCUCUGUGUUACAAACUGGACGAUGGAGGUUGUUUCUGCCACGAACUGGACGAGUUACGGAGGAAAUAUCAUGAGCAACAAUUGUUGCUUGCUCGUUCCAUCUUGCAGCACUUUUCUUAAGGCUACGACCUUGAUAAACUGGCAGAUUUUAAUAAUAUAA